AUGGAGAGUCGCCAACCACCACCCGAGCGCUCCAGCUCAAACGACUAUAUCGACGAAACACAACUGUCGUUCAACGCACUCGAGGCGCAGAGAUGGGAUCGCGCGUUGGAGAGCUCACAGCGCGCACUCAACCAGUCGAUGAACUUACCCUCCUUCCAGGACCUUUGUAACUACAGCGCACCUACGUUGAACCACAGCCUUCAAGAGACUCAAGAUUCCCCCGAAAGCACCAUGCGAGGUGGCGGAGGCGGCAGCGCUUUCCAGUCACCUGCCAGCGAUACUACUGUCAAGUUGAGUAACGUCUACAAGGAUCCCGAGGACGGCAGUGCGUACACCUUCUUUCCGACGCCUUUCACCGGCGCCGCGACAUCAGAGACGGGUGCUACAAAUGGCUCUGCGUCUUCAGGUUCUGAUAUCUCACCGUUAUCUCAGCGCCAUUCUCACGCUCGCGUCGCGGUCGAGUCACCUUUUCGAUCUGAGUUCGGCGGUCCAGUCCAGACUCCAGCGAGGCAGGGCAUUUCCAACUCAGGUGACAUAUGGUCCCCUCCAGCGCAGAUGCAAAACCAGGAGUCCGAAGGCUCUGCACGCUUCCGAUCGAGCUCGAACAUGACCGCCCUCGGUAGCUCCGCCCUCUUGCAGUCAAGCUUCCCCAUUCCACGAAACAUGCCUUUCGAGGAGAUGAUCGUGCCGCGCGGACCGAACCUGCAUCAGCGAAGGCUCGAUGCUAGAGUAUCAAGCUCACCGGGUAUACCGUCACCGCUGGGUCCUGGACGUAUGCGAGAGCAGCUCCACGAGGGAGACGUGGGAAAUGUGUCGCUCUCACCGGUCCCGAACGGACGUCUCCCCACGAGCGGUCAGAUGAAGUACGGGAAUGCCAAGUCAAGCAACAAGGAUACAAAGAACGCCUGGGAGAACACCCCGUCUCCACAUUCGCCUACUGUGCAGCGCUACGCAUCCAGCGGCUCCAUAGACUCGCCCAAGUUCGACGUAUACCCGCGAAGCGCUGAGAUAGACGAAGAAGGGAACUUGACUCUAGGUAGUUCGCCGUACAGUAACGGUUCUGGACAUGCGCGAAAGCACACUGAUCCUUUCGUCGACCAUAAGCCGUUUCAAGUCAGCACGGGGUCUACGACUCGUAUGUGUGGAGUUGGUGCGCCUGGUUGGCCUGUCCCACCGGCUGGCACUCGUCCGCCAUCUGUCAAUUCUGGCAUGCAUGGACGUGCUCGGCCGCCUUUCCACAACCCGGCUGGCAUUCAGAUGUGUGGCAGUAACAACGGGAUUAGCUGGGAUCCCAAGUCUCCGGAGUUCGUGGGCAUGGUAUCUGUUGAUCGCCUACGUUUUAGUAACAGUGGCUUCGACACCGGAUCUCAAUCAUUCAACCGCCCGCCGUUUGUUAAUGUUCAGACGCGUAGAACUACGCCUGUCGAUCACCCGUCUAGUACUCUUGUGUGUGGACUUCCUUUACCCACACCAUCCCCAUCUGAGACUCGCACGAGCAGCGGCUUCAAGCCCUUCGUACCCUCAUCUGAGUCAACCUUCAAGCCCUUCAUACCCUCAUCUCAGUCGUUCGGCCAACCCAUUCGUACAUCACUCACCCCAACAUGGCCCACCUCCGCGCCCGCGACAUCCGGCUUCGCCACCCCAGCCUCUACAGAAAACCCACACUCCGCACACGAACCAAGCUUCCAAGCCCGUCCACCCCUCCGCUCAAACCUCCCCAUCCCACCUCCACCCCUCUCCUCCAUGCAAGGUCAGUACGAGCAUUCUCCCUCAGCCCGCGCCCGUCUCGACGCCCAGAAGCCCAUCCGCUCAGCCUGGAUCCGCUCCGAAGCGUCCAAGAUAGCCCAGCUAGCAAAACUGCGCCACGCAAUGGAGAAGCGGUAUGAGGAAACCCGUUCCGACAAAGACUACGCAGCCUGGCAAACGCUUCAAGCCGCCUACGAUGACGCUACGGACCUGGAGAAGAGGCAGGAAGAGAGGCGGAACCUUUUCCUUAGAGAGAAGAAGAUGGAGGCGUUGAAGACUGAUGUCGUUGGGGAUAUGUCUGCUGCUGCGAGUCGUGGUGGUAUGAAGGUGGAAGGGGAGGGCGAGGAGAAGUUGCUGGGGUAUAAGAUGGCGCUUAUGGAGCGUGUGUGUGCGGAGGUUAAGCCUGAUGGGGAGGAGGAGGCUAUUACGGUUGAGAUGUUGGCGACGUUGAGUAAGGAGGAGAAGAAGGCUAUUCGGAAGCUGCUCGUUGGUCGUAUGGAGCGGAUGGCUUGA
Messenger RNA from Alternaria ventricosa, 2259 nucleotides. RefSeq lists its product as uncharacterized. The transcript has a single exon. Bases 1 to 2259 code for a protein of 752 amino acids. Lineage: Eukaryota; Fungi; Ascomycota; Dothideomycetes; Pleosporales; Pleosporaceae. The record is from RefSeq and is a predicted model, not a curated record.